AUGAUGAAGUCGUUCUUUUCUAGAGCUGUCCUCGUAUUGGUCACCGCCUCCUCGCUUGCAUUCACGAGUGCCAGGUCAACAUUCAACAUCAACCCGUCAUGGAAGCUACAUGUUGGCGAUGUCAGUGGUGCCGAAAGCACCUCCUUUGACGACAGCACUUGGUUAGAUGUUACCUUGCCCCAUGCCUGGAAUGAAGACGACGCCUUCCUAGUCUCCAUUGCAAACCUGUCCACUGGUAUCGCGUGGUAUCGAAAGACCUUUAUUCCUCCUUCUGGUGGAAAGUACUUCCUCGAAUUCGAAGGCAUUCGACAAGCAGGAGAGUUAUAUCUGAAUGGCGAGUUCAUUGGAAGGAGUGAGAAUGGAGUCAUGGCUUUUGGAUUUGAUAUAACAAAGUUGACCGUUCCCAACGAGGAAAACGUCUUGGCCGCCAGGAUUAACAACAGCUACGUCUACCGCGAUGUGACGAACAAUGGCAAAUUCCAAUGGAACAAUAUCGGCUUUUACGCCAACUACGGCGGGAUCAACAAAAACGUGUAUCUGCACGUUACAGACCAGCUUUAUCAAACCCUUCCCUUGUACUCAAAUUUGAAUACGACAGGUGUCUAUGUCUACGCAAGCGAAUUCGAUAUUCUUGGUAAAUCUGCGACCAUUACAAGUUCUUCCCAAGUUUAG
Molecule: messenger RNA, 672 nt
Organism: Pestalotiopsis fici W106-1
Lineage: Eukaryota; Fungi; Ascomycota; Sordariomycetes; Amphisphaeriales; Sporocadaceae
Exons: 1
Coding region: 1-672 (223 amino acids)
Biological process (GO): carbohydrate metabolic process
Molecular function (GO): hydrolase activity, hydrolyzing O-glycosyl compounds
Source: RefSeq, a predicted model, not a curated record